ACACAGUUAACACGCGGAAGUUCUGUGUUAUAGUUGACGAUGACGUUUGCCUGAGACAAAAAAUGUGCCUUGCUUCAGCUAACGGGAUGACUUAUAACCGGUGUGCUGCCGAAGAGAUUCAUUGAAAACUGCAGCAAACACGUAAGGGAAAUAAUUGAGUGACAGAGGCAGGAUGUUGGAGUCCUAUGUCACGCCCCUGUUGAUGACCUACGUGAACAAAUACAUUAAGAACCUGAAGCCCUCUGACCUGCAGCUGUCGCUAUGGGGAGGAGACGUAGUACUGAGCAAGCUGGAGCUGAAGCUGGAUGUCCUGGAGCAGGAGCUGAAACUGCCCUUUACCUUCCUGAGCGGUCACAUCCAUGAGUUGCGUAUCCACGUACCCUGGACCAAACUGGGCUCCGAGGCCGUGGUCAUCACCAUUAACACAAUGGAGUGUAUCCUCAAACUGAAGGACGGAGCACAGGACGACCAUGAGAGUGGUUCUAGCUCUACCAGUCGCAGCGCCUCAGAGAGCUCCAAGACCCUUCCCAAGCCCCGUCGCCUCCAGCAGGCGCCCUCCGACCCAGACCUGCCCCCAGGCUACGUCCAGAGUCUGAUCCGUCGGGUGGUGAACAACGUCAACAUUGUUGUCAACAACCUGAUCUUGAAGUACGUUGAGGACGACAUCGUCCUGUCUGUCAACAUCACCUCUGCUGAGAGUUACACCGUCCACGAGUUCUGGGACCGAGCCUUUAUGGACAUCACAGCUCCUGACCUGGUGCUUCGUAAAGUGAUCAACUUCAGUGACUGUACGGUGUGUCUGGAUAAGAGGAACGGCAUUGGGAUGAUCCAGUUCUACCAGGAUCCUCUCCUCUACAAGUGUUCCUUCAGGACCCGACUCCACUUCACCUACCAGAACAUCAACUCUAAGAUCCCUGCUGUCAUCAAGAUCCAGACGAUGGUGGAGUCCCUGAAGCUGUCCAUCACAGACCAGCAGCUGCCCAUGUUCAUCAGGAUCAUGGAGCUGGUCCUCAGCCUCUACUACGGAGAGAUAGGAGGAGGGAAGGACGGAGAGGCGGAGGAGGGGAGCGGACAUGGAGAGGUCAUCACUACACCAGGUCUGGACGGAGACCCAGAGGCCCAGGUCAUGGCAGGACAGUACCCCAGCCCAGAGCAUUACAUGCAGGGGGAGGAGGGGGACCAGGGCUGGGUGUCCUGGGCCUGGUCCUUCGUCCCAGCCAUCGUGGGAGCUGAGGAUGAGGAGGGAGAGGAAGGCUUCUACCAGCAGGGGGAGGAGGGAGGCCGGUCCAGCCCACAGCAGAACCCACCUAAAGACCCUGUUGUCUCCAUAGGCUUCUACUGCACCAAGGCCUCUGUCACAUUCAAGUUGACAGAGAUGCAGACGGAGAGCAGUUACUACAGUCCUCAGAAGAUGAAGAGCAGGGAGGGGCUCUGUCUGGAGCAGGAGGGGAUCGCCAUGGAGGUGCUGAUGAUGGGGGAACCCUUCUUCGACUGUCAGAUCGGCAUCGUGGGCGUCCGGGCGCUCUGCCUGAAAGGCAUCAUGGGAGUGCGGGACUUUGAGGAGAACUUGAACAGACGGGAGGAGGAUGCAGUGUUCUUCAGCUGCGGAGAGAGUCUGAGCAGUAAAGGCAUGACCUACCUGACCAACUCCCUGUUCGACUACCGCUCUCCAGAGAACAACGGGGUCAGAGCAGAGUUCAUCCUGGAUUCCACCAAUCACAAGGAGACCUACACAGAGAUAUCAGGCAUGCAGCGCUUUGGGGCCUUCUACAUGGAUUACCUCUACACAGUGGAGACCAGCAGCACCACGGUGUGUGUAGGGCAGCAGGACUUCACCAUGGCGACAGGGCCUAAAGAAGAACCGGUCCCCCCUGUCCAAGAGACGUCUGUCAAGAGGCUGGUGGUCGGACCUCUGGACUUACGGCUCAACAGCAGCGCUGUGCACCGCCUUCUCAAGAUGCUGGCCUGCGCCAUGGACCACGAGUACCAACCCUACUACAAACCACAACCAGACCCAGUGGAGGUGCCCCGGGCUCCAGCCUCCCAGGAGGAGGUAUCAGUGCUGGAGGAGUUUAUCCCUACCAGGCUGACCUGCCUCACCCUGCAGAAGGUCACUGUCACCCUCAACAUGGCCGAGUUCAACCUCCUACACACACUGAUUCCUGUCAUCAUGGGACAGAAGGCCCCACCAGGUCCGGUCAGUGCGCCAGUCUUCCAGGCGAUGCGGCCCCUGCCGGCCCUCAGGUUCCAGGUGGACAGUGUUAAUGUGGAGCACUCUGUUCCUAUGUUCGCCCCUGAGCUCAUCAACACAGUCUCCUCUCUCAGCCAGCCCUCUGAUAACCUGCUGCACCACUGUUAUACACACUGCUACCUCAAGGUGUUUGGAGUCCAGGCUGGUUUGACCUGUCUGGACAGUACAGGCGGUUUCCUCCCUCUGUCCCCUCUCAUCCCUUCCUUCAGUACAGCCCUCUACGGCAAGCUGCUCCAGAUGCCUCAGUACUGGACAAAGCGCUCGUCAGUCCUGAUGACAGAGUGUAUUUUUGAGCUGCCCAACUUCACGGUGCAGGCCACGCGUCCCCAGAUCCUGCUCCUUCAGGCCAUGCUGCAGAGCUGGACACACAGCCUGGGAGACGGCUCCUUCCCUGGGGUCAACGAGGCCCUGCUCAGCCAUGUCUACACAACACCAGGUGUGAAGUCUCCGUCUCCUCCUCCUCCUCCUCCUCCGACCCUGGAGGCCUCGGUCCAGAACGUGGAGCUGAAGUUCUGCAGCAGAGCCACGGGGACCUGCGUCGGAGGGACCGUGGGAGCUGUUAAAGUGUGUGCCAGGACCCCAGGUUCACCAGAGGGUGUGAAGGAGAAGCUGGUUCCUCUGCUCCAGGGUCCAUCUGACACUAAAGAGCUUCACCAGAGUCGCUGGCUCAAUGAGAUCCGUAAACCUGAGUCCCUGCUGGCCCCUGACCUCCUGACCUUCUCAGUACAGAUACCUCAGCACGGGGUCGACGGCCGUAACUCCUCUGGUAAGUCUGACGCCUCUAUCGCUACAAUACGCCAGCUGGUACGGUAG
Oncorhynchus keta (chum salmon) is the source of this 3064-nucleotide messenger RNA. RefSeq names its product intermembrane lipid transfer protein VPS13B (gene vps13b). Lineage: Eukaryota; Metazoa; Chordata; Actinopteri; Salmoniformes; Salmonidae. The record is from RefSeq and is a predicted model, not a curated record.